Molecule: messenger RNA, 1616 nt
Organism: Dermatophagoides farinae (American house dust mite)
Lineage: Eukaryota; Metazoa; Arthropoda; Arachnida; Sarcoptiformes; Pyroglyphidae
Source: RefSeq, a predicted model, not a curated record
UAUUAAAGUGGCAUAUAAUGUGGUAGUGGCGUAAGAUUAACCACACCUAUACGCAUGGUUACAUGCUACUACUAUGUAACUACAAGUGCAGCCAACCUAACCGACAGAAAAAACCCGUUGCUUUGUUUGUGUAUGUUGAGGUUGUAUUUGUGUCGAUUCGAUAUGAUGACUAAUCUGCUUAACCUAACAUCAAUUUGGUGAUUAAAUUAUUUCAUCAUCGAUGACGAUACCACGCCACCACAUCGGAUUGUUUGUUUCAUCAUAAAUUUGAAAUAAUUAGAAUAUUUAUCCGAAAAAAUAUCGAUCAAUAAUGAUGAAAUCAAAUGCUGAUAAAGAAUUUGUUGAUUUUUUCGAUUCAAUUGGUCUUGAAUCAUGGAUCGAACCUUUGAAAAAUGCUGGCGUUUCAUCGUUGAAAUUUUUAUAUGUCAAUUUCCUAGAUAUAAUCAAUGAUGUUGAUUAUGGUGAUAUGGCGAUUAAUUCCUUACGACAAAAUCGUCUUCAUGUCAAGAUCAUAUUGAAACGAUUAAAAGAUAAAUUUGAAUCAAACGUUAAUACAUCAAUUGUAGAUACACCAGUUGAAAGUUCAAACAAACAAUUCUCACCACAGCCGUCAUCAUCGAAAAAAAUUAAAAUUUCUAGUCAAAAUGGAUGGUCGACAGCUAGAAAUAGACAAAAAUUCGAAUCUAAACUCACACAAGCAACAGUAAUGCAAGCAUCGAUUCUGAAUGCAAAUAUAGAAGGAAUUUAUUGCGAAGAAAAACUCACACCAAAACCCGAUGGAAGUCACGAAGUAUUUAUCAAGAUUUUUGCACCAAAACCAGAAAAUCCGAAAAAAGAACGAUUUCUUGAUGAUUGGAAUCAAUAUGGUCAGACGUUUUUCGAUACAGCUACAUAUCAACCAAUUUUACCUCAAGUUAUACAUGAUUUCAUGGAUAAAGUAAAUGCAAAUAUCGUACCAAUAUCACAAAAAGAAUUUGAUCACAUGAAAGAGACACUUAGUUUGGCUUUAUUUCAGGAUCUUCAGCAUUAUUUUAUAUGGCGUUUACCACCACGAUUUUUAUAUACUGUUUGUGAUCGAUUAAUACAAAUGUAUCCAAUGUGGGAUGAUGGAUCACCAACUAAAACGGAAACGAUAAAAAAACGAUUAUUGGAUAAAUAUAUGCAUUUUCGUCGUUUUAAAAUACCACCUGAUUGGGUUGAACAUAAAUAUAUUAUGUUGAAAAAUGAUGUAGAUAAUUGUGUCUUACCAAAUGGUGGUAAAAAACGUGGCCGUAUUAUACAACCAAAGCCACCAAUAGUAACAACAGAAGAAAAUGAUACCACUGUUGUUAUUGGACAAGAUAAUAACAAUAAUAAUACAAGUGUUGAUGUAUUAAACAGAUCAUCCAUAUCGAAUAUAAUCGAUUCUUCUCAAAAUGCUAGUAUUGGUGGUGGCGAUGUUAAUGUUGGAGAUGAUGAUGGUGGUGGUAGUGGUGAUAUAAUAAUUCAAAUAAACGAUCUACAAUCGAUACCAUCGAAUGUCAUAAUAAAGACGGAAUAAUUUUUAAAAAUUAUUUUUUAUUUUUUCUCAAUAAUAAAUAAAUAAAUAUCACAUUUUGGUACUUUGUUUACGUCAA